UGUGACUUUCGUUGCUUUAAUAAAGGUUGAAAAGGGAUCGAGGCGCCUGUGGACGCCAAAAAAAAAGCGGGGGGAGAAGCAGACAUCAACCCAGAACUGCAUUUUUGCAGCAUCGCGGUUUCUUUUUCUCUAAGAGAGUUUGAAAGGAGGUUGCGGUGGUGUGUGUGGUCUAUCAAGAUCUGAAUUAUUUCGGUCGCAGCGCUUUCAGAGGGAAUUGGGUGAAAAUAAAAAAGGAACUGGAAUAUGGCAGGAUGAGCUGUGCCAUGUUCUUACUUGGCUUUUAGCUUUUAACCCUUUCCAGUACUUGUCAGUGCAAAGCGGCUCCUGGCCAGACCCUGGAUGCAGCAGCCGGAUCGCUGCUGCGGUCUAUUGUGUCAAGGUAGUUUCUAUUUCUGAGAGGGUCGGUAUGAAUUACAGAGCUUUAAGAAUAAGUUGUUGACAAAAGAAUUGGAAUUCCGACAGAUCCAUAAUGAUUGCAACAGAAGCGGUGAAUGGAACAGAAGCAAGACCUAGAGCAUUUUCCGUAUUGUUUUGAUGUUGCUGAAGUCUAUAAGGAGAAGUAUGGCACAUGUUGAAUGACUUUGGGAGCAAGAAAUUAUGCAUCCUGUUGGCUGCAGUAACACUGGCUGCUGUGAGCCAGAGAAGGAGGUGACAUUCGGUGCUGAUGAUGUGAGCAGCGAUGACCAGUUUGAUUUAUGUUCUCCCCAACCGGACAAACUUUAUGGAAACAGCUAUAAGUCGAUCAGCUGCGUAAAACAAGAAUCGUUGGAGGAGCCGAAUUCACAAAUGGGUGUUGGUAGGAAUGCAGAAGCUCAGAAUGACUUGAAAAGAAGGAAAAACAUUUUUCGGGCAGGGAAACGAGGAAGACCAUCAGGUACGACGAAAGCUGCUGGGUACAGAACCAGUACAGGCAGACCUUUGGGAACAACAAAGGCAGCUGGUUUCAAGACCAGCCCAGGCAGACCCUUAGGAACUACCAAGGCAGCGGGAUACCGGGUCAGCCCAGGAAGGCCCCCAGGUACCAUGAAAACACUCUCCCGUAUUUCAGGUCUCGAUUUCCCGCCAUGUAGCAGUGCUGCCUUUAGUUAUUCAAUGGUGCACAGCAAAACAUUAAGUGGACCUGCUGAAACCACAAAUAGAAGCAUGGAACUGAAUCAGUAGAGAUCAGUCAAACAUCUGCCUUGUUUUUCUAUAAUCUGCUUCUUGAUAAAGUAGGGUAACUUUUUAUACGACAUAUUGAUCCGCAAACCCAUAUAAUCAAUUUCCCAGCACACUGUUAAAUAGCAUGGAGGAUGUGUAACGUCAGCCCUGAAAUAAACUGGCCUGUGGACCAUUGUGUAUAACAUUGUAACUAAUGGGCAUAAUGUAUUUUUUCUUUUUAUAGUGGAAUUGUAUGGUAUUACUUGCAGAGAUAAAGCUACAGUUUUUUUGGAAGAACUAUUAUUCAUUAGUGUCCAGUUUUGCACAUGAUUUCCUCUUUCUUCAGUACAUGCUAUCUUAGAUUACUGAGGGCGGGCAGGGUAUUUGUCCCACAGUUUGAUGCAGUUGAAAUUCUAUAUGGGUUUUAUUGAUCUUCAUUUUUGAUCUGUUGUACAUAGAACUGCCAUGGCAACCCCACUAACUUUAUUAUUGGUUAUUGAGUAUUAAUUAUUUAACAUCUCUUCAAAAAAAUGAUUACAGGAAAUAGAGAAAUUGUAACUGUGUGUGUCAACUUAAUAUGUUGUCUCUCAUGCUGCAUUGGAGCUGCUAGGAUAUUUUUGAGUGUAUGUAAACAUUUGUUUUUACGUUUAUUUGAAUUCUUUUAGCUACCUUUUUAUUAUUGCCAUAGGCAAUAUUGAGAAAGGGAUAAGUAUUGGUUAUGCAAGAUGACUUGUCAGGCUGGAGCUCAUUCUGCGAGAAGUGGUCAACUGUUAAACAGACUUAACCAGGAGGCCUCGUAGGUGUGUUACUGAAACUGUGGGAGGUGUGCACAAUGGUACUUCAUGAAAAAUCAGGUUUUAAUUACUGUUCUUGCAGGGUGAUUAUCAAUAUGAUAGAAUUUGUGUGAUGGUUGAUUUUUAAUGCAAAUUAACCUCUACAGAAAUCUUGUAUGCUUUAUUGAAAAUAAAUUUUCCCAUGGUUACAAACCACCAUGAAAUCCCUCACAUUGCUGUUUAAUCAAGUGUUUUGGGAAUACUGAUACAUCCUAUGUUUUUAGUGCUUUUUUAGUGGCUAUUCUGAAGGACUGUAAUAUAGCUAUGGAUCAUACAGAUGUUUAGGUUGGAUGGCAUAUCAGAUUCUCACUUCUUGUUAAUAAACUUGUAGAAUGUUUAGCAUUUGUCAAAGGUGUGUUGGGAAUGGGCAAUUAAUAGAUGAGACAGCCACACUAAAGGAAGAAUGGUUAUGCUUUAUUGCAGGGAAUUGUAUUACAGUUGAAAGAGGAAAAAUACUUGUUCAAAUGGAUCAACCCUGCAUUUCUCAGGAUAUUGAUGCAGAGAAUAAUCUUAGAAAAGAAACUUGCUUUUCAGCAGGCUUAGUAGUAAUGAAGUGGCCUGUAUUCAGAUUCAGUUACCUAAAAGACCUUGUGCCUAACUGAAGCAGAAGAAAGACCAGACAUAGAGACUACUGCGCAACGAAAACUAUAUGUAAAACUAGGAGUUAUGUAACUACUGAAUAACCCAUCAACAGAUAUUCAGUUUAUAAAUAUUCUUUAAUUUUCAUUGAGAGUUUUUAAGAGACUUGUGAAAGCAGAAACUUGGAACGCAUUUGCUUUUAUUCACUGGCCAAGGCACUUCUACUAAAAUUCAUCUUAAAAGAUCAUUGUUUGUGAUUGUAGACCGGAAGGUAGCUUCUGUUAACAUUCUAGUAUAGAGGCCAUAUUUUUGGGGGGGUGGUAUUCACUAAUCUACUGCGCUGCCUUUACCUUUUGUGAUCAACAGUGAUAUUACAACAUUGUGUUAGUCCAUUUCAUUUGGCUGCCUGCAGAUGACAAAUUGCUAGUGGAGAACAUUUAUUGGACAAUCCCAUGAAACAGUGAAACUGCUGUUUUCAAAAUUGUGAUAAUUGCUUAAUCACUCAUUAGAUUUGAACAGAACUGUAGGCAGUUAUUUUGUUCACCAGGGGACUGAACUAUCUUUUCAAAAUGUUGCCUUCUCAUGGGAAAUAGACCAUUUUCCAUCUUCCUUUAGGACUAAAGCAAAUUUCGAAUUUGACGAUCUGUUCAUUAAUAGAAAGUUUGUAUUUUACAUCUUUGGACCUAUUUGAAAACUCUGUUAAUGCUGCAUCAAAUAGACCAAAUCUGUAAACUUAAUCAAGUGCAAACAAAGCCAAAAACCAGAGAUAAACCACAGCUAUUAAUAUCCUCAUUCUAACAAUUUCAGUAGCACAGGUGGCACUGCAGUCAUGGUCAUUGUAUUUUGUAAAAUUAAAAGUCUCAGUUGCAUGGCAUUCUCUAUAAUAAAUGCACUUAAAAAA
This is a messenger RNA of Rhincodon typus (whale shark), 3453 nucleotides long. RefSeq names its product UPF0461 protein C5orf24 homolog. The record is from RefSeq and is a predicted model, not a curated record. Lineage: Eukaryota; Metazoa; Chordata; Chondrichthyes; Orectolobiformes; Rhincodontidae. The transcript is spliced from 5 exons. Bases 598 to 1161 code for a protein of 187 amino acids.